Molecule: messenger RNA, 5223 nt
Organism: Helicoverpa zea (corn earworm)
Lineage: Eukaryota; Metazoa; Arthropoda; Insecta; Lepidoptera; Noctuidae
Gene: sno
Product: protein strawberry notch
Exons: 27
Coding region: 191-4195 (1334 amino acids)
Biological process (GO): regulation of DNA-templated transcription
Cellular component (GO): nucleus
Molecular function (GO): chromatin DNA binding; histone binding
Source: RefSeq, a predicted model, not a curated record
GCUUUUUUUAAUAUGGCGGAAGCACUGACCGCCGUUCGGACGUCUGCAUUUUUUAUUAUCGUGAAAUAAGAAGUGUCUCCCUAAUAUUUCAUAAGUGUGUGAAACCGAAGUGUAUUAUUAAAACUGUGUAUUCGUUGCGUUUAUAAAUAAUAUAUCAAAGUGCUUCAAAUCGUUACAUUCAUCUAAAAAAAUGUCUAAACGUUCGGCGUAUGAUGACGAGGAUAAUCCACCGACACCCUCCGACGACUCGGACUUCGAUGAUGACGAGGAUCCAGACAACCUGGAGGUGCCAGGUGGGGGAAAAACCCUGGCGGCAGCGGCCAGCAUGGCUGCGAAGAAGGUCACAGUCACUCCACAGGUCACUGUCAAACCGACCACAAAUCCACUUGCAGCGCCAUCUGGGCAGGCGUUCGGCCAAGCCAGCAACGUGAAGCCGAUCAAGAUAUCAGCCAGUUCUCUCACCAAACCUAUCAAUAUAGCGGGGCUCGGCAGAGGAGCAAUGGAGAUGGUGGGCAUGACGGGCAUGAACUCGUAUCUACUGCAGAACCUCAACCAAAUACUAGCUUCUGGCAUGGGCGGCCCGCUGGCUGGCAUGCUGAACCAGUUCGUACCGGUUGCGCCCGGUUGGGCACAGGGCAAGCCGGGGAAUAUGUGGCAACAGGAGAAGAUUGGAGGAGACGAGGAGGAAGUUGACGAUGAAGAGAUGGGUGUGGCUGAGACAUAUGCAGAUUACAUGCCUUCAAAAUUGAAACUCGGCCGCAAGCACCCCGACCCUGUAGUAGAAACCGCCUCCCUCUCGUCAGUAGAACCAGUAGACGUAACAUACAAAGUGAGCUUGCCGGACGAGACGGUCCGCACCGGCUUGCUGUCCGCGCUGCAGCUGGAAGCCGUCGUGUACGCGUCGCAGGCGCAUGAACAUCUGCUGCCCGAUGGCACCAGGGCGGGCUUCCUUAUUGGUGACGGUGCCGGAGUAGGCAAAGGCCGUACAAUAGCUGGCAUAAUCUUCGAGAACUACAUAAAGGGUCGCAAACGAGCCAUCUGGGUGUCCGUCUCCAACGACUUGAAGUACGACGCCGAGAGGGACCUUAGGGAUAUAGGAGCGGGCAAGAUUGAGGUGCAUCCGCUUAAUAAGUUCAAAUACGCAAAGAUCUCAUCAGCCGUAAACGGCAACGUGAAGAAGGGCGUGAUCUUCAGCACCUACUCCGCGCUCAUCGGCGAGACGCAGUCCACCGCCACCAAGUACAGGACCAGGCUCAAGCAGCUGCUGCAGUGGUGCGGGGAUGACUUCGAUGGCGUUAUCGUUUUCGACGAGUGUCACAAAGCCAAAAACUUGUGUCCUGUCGGGUCAGGCAAAGCAACGAAAACGGGUCUGACAGCGUUAGAACUUCAGAACAAAUUGCCUAAAGCCCGGGUAGUGUAUGCAUCCGCCACGGGUGCUAGUGAGCCGAGGAAUAUGGCCUAUAUGGUCCGACUCGGCAUUUGGGGCGACGGGACACCAUUCCCGACUUUCAUGGACUUUAUUAAUGCUGUUGAGAAGAGAGGAGUAGGUGCUAUGGAGAUAGUGGCGAUGGACAUGAAGCUGCGAGGCAUGUACAUCGCGCGGCAGCUGUCCUUCCACGGCGUCUCCUUCAAGAUCGAGGAGGUGCCGCUGUCCGACGCCUUCAAGGAGACAUACGACAAGUCUGUGGCACUGUGGGUAGAAGCGAUGCAGCGGUUCACGGAGGCCGCUGAGCUGAUCAACGCGGAGUCGCGCAUGAAGAAGACCAUGUGGGGACAGUUCUGGUCUGCUCAUCAGAGGUUCUUCAAGUACCUGUGUAUCGCUGCUAAGGUGAACCACGCAGUAGUGACGGCCCGCGAGGCGGUGAAGUGCGGCAAGUGCGUGGUGAUCGGCCUGCAGUCCACGGGCGAGGCGCGGACGCUCGACCAGCUCGAGCGCGACGACGGCGAGCUGUCCGACUUCGUCUCCACCGCCAAGGGUGUAUUCCAAACGCUAGUAGAGAAGCACUUCCCGGCGCCGGACCGCGACCGGAUCAACCGGCUGCUAGGACUGGAGCCGGCGCGAGCCAAGCCGGCUACCACUCACCCGCCGGCACACGUGCAUCACAACGGCAAGAACGGCAUUGACGAUGAGGCUAAUACUUCUAAGAGGAAAUUGACAGCACGCCAGCAAGCGAACGCGGCGGCAAAGCGCAUGCGCGGAGGCUCUUCAUCUGACGAGUUCGUGCGAGGCUCUGACGAUGAACUGGAAAUGGAGUCUGAUGAGGAACGACGGCCGCCGGGGUCUGAUUCUGACCUGUCAGACUUCAACCCCUUCCAUGGUGGCAGUGAUAGUGAUGAUGAACCCUGGCUAGGCCGUAAAAAGAAGCCAGUCAAGAAGAAGAAAGCGGCGUCACCCAAAAAGAAACCUUCGACCACUCAAGACAAGAUCGAGACGAUGUUUGAACGCAAGAACAGUGCUGCCACAGCACCCACUGUCACUGUUACUACCCCUGCUGGCAGUCUCACUGGGACCCCUGUGGGGACUAACGGACUGUAUCUAGGUCCGGCCCGCAACCAGCCUCCACCCCGCUCCGCCAUCGAGCGCGCCUGCAGCAUGAAGGAGGAACUGCUGGCUGCCGUGGAGAGGCUGGGUCGUCGCCUGCCGCCCAACACGCUGGAUCAGCUGGUCGACGAGCUUGGAGGCACUGAUAAUGUUGCUGAGAUGACAGGUCGCAAAGGCCGCGUAGUCCAAACCGAAGAAGGUCAGAUCCUGUACGAGAGCCGGUCGGAGGCCGACGUGCCGCUGGAGACGCUCAACCUGACGGAGAAGCAGCGCUUCAUGGACGGACAGAAGGAUGUAGCCAUCAUAUCUGAGGCAGCAUCCAGUGGUAUAUCUCUGCAGAGUGAUAGAAGAGCGCGGAACCAAAGGCGGAGGGUACACAUAACGCUAGAGCUGCCGUGGUCGGCUGACAGGGCUAUACAACAGUUCGGUCGUACCCACCGCUCGAACCAGGUGAACGCUCCGGAGUACAUAUUCCUGAUCUCGGACCUGGCGGGCGAGCGGCGCUUCGCGUCCACCGUCGCCAAGCGACUCGAGUCACUCGGAGCCCUGACGCAUGGAGACAGGCGGGCCACGGAGACUAGGGACCUGUCGCAGUUUAAUAUUGAUAAUAAAUAUGGUCGCGCGGCGCUAGAAGCGGUGAUGCGCGCGAUAAUGAAGUACGAGUCCCCGCUGGUGGCGCCGCCGCGCGACUACGCGGGCGACUUCUUCCAGGACGUGGCCAGCGCGCUCGUGGGCGUCGGGCUCAUCGUCAACAGCGAGGCCGCGCCCGGCGUGCUGUCGCUUGAUAAGGACUACAACAAUAUGUCGAAGUUCCUGAACAGGAUACUGGGCAUGCCGGUAGACUUACAAAACAGGCUGUUUAAAUACUUCACGGACACGCUUGCCGCUGUUAUGGAACAAGCGAAGCGCAGCGGUCGCUUCGACCUGGGCAUCCUGGACCUGGGCAGCUGCGGCGAGCGCGUGAGGCGCGUGCGCUGCGUGCGCUUCGUGCGGCGCCACGCCACCGGCCGCGCGCCCGUCGAGCUGCACACGGUGCACUCGGAGCGCGGCAUGGACUGGGCUGAAGCCCUAGAGAAGUGGUCAGAGCUGACGGGUGCCAAGGAGGGCUUCUACGUGUCGCAGCAGGCGCGCAACAACAAGCACACCGCAGUGCUAUGCGUCGCCGCCGUCAACUCGCACAAGAAGGAGAAACUCACUAAGAAGGACAUCAUGUUCCAGAUAUACAGGCCUAACACUGGUCUACAGCUGCGACUAGAGUCCCUAGCCGAGCUUGAGAAGAAGUACCGUCGCGUGGAGAGCAGCGAGGCGGAGGCGUGGUGGCGGCAGCAGUACACCGCCUCGCAGCGAGUCUGCAGUCACGCCUACUGGCGGGCUGUCUGCAGGAAUGCUGCUGACUGCGAGGUGGGGCUGCGCGUGCGCACGCACCACGUGCUGGCGGGCUCGGUGCUGGCGGUGUGGGCGCGCGUGGAGGCCGUGCUGGCGCAGCGCUCCGUGCUCAACAAGAUGCAGGUCGUGCGCAUCAAGACCGACGACGGACUCAAGAUUGUCGGUACCCUGAUCCCAAAGAACUGCGUGGAGCCGCUGAAGGAGGCGCUCUCGUCCGACGCAGUGUCGGUCAGCGAGCAGAAGUUCGAGCCGACCGACGUCAAGUGAACGCAACACAAUAGUUCCUCUCUCUCUUUGUUUUACUCUCCGCCCGCAGGAGCUACGACUGAUUAAAUAACACCCUUUGAGUGUUUGACGACUUCACCCCAGGACUGUGUGCGAAUAUUUAUUCUUAUCGAUGUAAGAACGACGUUACGCUUAUGUCUAAUUAUAUUUUUUUAUUUCUAUUGUAUGAGCUGACGCUUGUGAUGUUUUGUUUUAGUAUUUACCAUUCACCGGUUCUGUUACGACGAUUUUUUUGAAUCAAAUUAAAAUUGUGCACGUCACAAAAUGUACGAUAGUUAGGAGUUCUAAGGCCUAUUUUUUUAACACAAUAAUUCCUCAAAUCACGGUACGGUUGCCUCAAACAUAAUGUUAUGUUAAAGUAUUACAUAUCGUUAGUCAAUUGGUAUUGGAAGUGAGAUAAUAACGCACAGUCCGCCCAUGAUAUUACUAGGCUAGUUCGCAAACACUGAAAGGGGCCGCGUUGGUUUCGAGACGACGCGAAGUAAGGUGGCGUGUUGAGGACGUCACUACGCCACUCUCUAUUAUAAUUAGAUAAAUCUGCCGAAUUAACUAACUUUAGCUUCUUUCGAAUUCGGUUCUACUUGGUACCUAAGCCUGUUGGAUUGUUGGUUGCAAACAUUGGCGCUGUAAUUUAUGUAGUAUGUAUUUAAUUUAAUGUUCUUGCCUUUUAGAUAGAUUCGUGUUUGUCUUGUUGCAAACAUUUGUAAAUCCAAAGUAUGGCUACUGCGUGAUUUUUUUUGUCGAAUAAUAUAAAAUCUGUGAGUUGUUACGCGCGGUGGGCGUAUGUAGUGACGUCACAACACAAGUUUAGUGAGAAUGAUCUAAGUGCACGAGUGCAUAAGAUUUAAGUACUUUACGUAUAUUUACUUAUUCCUACUACGACCGUGAACCUCAAGCCGCUUGAGCGCUUCAUAUUUUUUUACAAUCUAUCAACUAAUACGUGACCAAGUCAAUAUCGCGGUACAUUCUUGUAUACGAAUUAAAUGGAAUUUUAAUUUUUUGUACAAAUA